AUGACAUUUGCUCGUUUAUGGAGCAUAAUUGUUGCCAUUGUUGUUACAAGUUUAUGCCUUUUUCAAUACUAUGGCUUUGAUGGGAUUUGGCCCUUUUCACCUAUUAGUUCAAAAGCAGAAAUUACACGUGAUCUGCGAGAAGUUAUUGUUUCGAAUCGUUUAAAACCAGCAAAAGAGAUUCGACGCUUUGCUGUUCCAUUUCAUGGAGUGAAGAGUGGAGCUGGUUUGGGAAAUCAACUCUUUGAAUUGUUUGCUGUUAUCGGAAUUGCCAAUCUUACAAAUCGAAUCCCCACUUUCAACAUUGAUGAUUCGGGUGUUCUCGGGCGUUUCCUCGAGAUCAAAGUCAUCUUUCCAGAUCUCAUCUAUCAAAUGCAAUACACAAUGAUGCCUUCGACAUCGAUUGCCAGUGUAAGCAUUCACACACUUGGCUGCUGUCGUUUCUCAACACUUGAUCAUUUGAAAAAGAUGGAGGACAACUAUGUCAUGGGACAUGGCAUUUACUUUCAAAGUCAUCUAUACUCCUCACAUAUGAGAAGCCGAUUUUUGGAGCUGAUGAACCCUUCAACUGAAGGAUUGAAAGCGGCAAGAAGAGUAUUGAAGGACGUGACCAAGGGUCCAGCUACAGUGCUUUUAUUCUCAAAUGAUCCCGUCUGGAUGCUCACAACUUUCAACGAUGUGAUUCAAGGCGGAAAACGGACAAAGCUUGGAAGCGAGUAUAAAGGAGUGAAUUACAUUAUUCCAAACACUGCUUCUCCUCAUGUCACUCUUGUCAUUUCUAGACUUUAUUGCAAUGUUAUUCUCGUCACUGAUUACUCAACAAAUGUGAGACCAGUGUACAAUGAGGCGACGACAACAAAUGUCUCGAUCAAUCUCAACUCUUUUCAACUCAUCUCUCUCGAUCAAAGUGCUGAAACGAUCACAAUAUCGGCUGAAUUUGUGAUGACAUGGAGAGACGAGUUGUUGCAUUGGUCUCUCGACGAGUUCAACCUCACCGUUCUCUCACUUCGCGCAUCUCAAGUUUGGCGUCCCGAUGUUGUCGUCAGCUCGGCAAUCUCGGCAGUGUACACAAUUGAUCCCGAUCAACAAAGAGUCAGCAUUUUCAAUGAUGGCCGCGUUCGUUAUAGCAUGUAUGGUCAAUUUGUUAACAUUUGUGAUAUGCGGGUGGAUCGCUUCCCUUAUGACACUCAAAUUUGCCAAGUGAAUAUUGGUCCAUGGACGUAUCGAUUAGAACAAGUACACAUCACAUCGGUGCCCGCUCAUCCACUCUCAAAUGGUGAUUACGCGGGUAACAGUGAAUGGGAGUUAACAAAUGCGACAUCGGGUGUGCACACGAGCGAUGACACUGACAUGAAUUUCUCUUAUGAAGAAGCCGAAUUUCAUGUUUGGCUAAAAAGGCGUCCUCAAUUCUACGUGUACGUCUUAUUGGUGCCAACGCUGGUGAUCACCGUCGUCGCUAUUUGUGGCCUUUUCAUACCCACAAACACUAUCGGAGAACGAGAAGAAAGAGUAAACUUGGGUGUGAUGACACUUUUGAGUCAUUCGGUGAUCUUGCAAAUUGUCGGUGAUGCUAUGCCAAAAACGACUGGGCUACCUGUUCUUGGCAAUUUUAUUUUGGCGGAGAUUUUCGUGACAGCAGUUGGAGUACUUUUCUCAGUUGUUGUGUUAACAUUGCACUAUCGGGCGCUCACUCGUAAAUGGGAUGUGCCUAGAUGGGCAAAAUGGGUCUUACACUUUCCAAAAAUGAAAAAGCUGAAAAGAGUUCGAAGACGAAGAGUUGAGGGUUUUGGUGAAGAAGUUAGUGGGUUUUUGGCUGAUCUCUCAUCACUUUUAUGUCUUUCUGAUGAAUAUAUGGUUGAAGAGGAAAGUGAUCACGUUAGAGAGGUUGGAGAGAAAUCACAAUUAUGCUUGCUUCAAAUUUCUUUAGCCUUGUGCCCUUUGACAAUCUUUGCUCGACGCCGAACGAAAACAAUGGAAGCCCUUCUCACGGAACGACUUUUUGAUUCAUCAGACUACUCAAAUGAGGUGCGACCAGUCUACGAUGAGACAACCACCACGAAUGUCAGCAUUCUUCUCAACCAGUUUCGUCUUCUCUAUCUGGAUCAAAGCACGGAGACUGUCAAGUUCAUGGUCGAAUUUGUCAUAACUUGGAAAGACGAGUUUUUGAUAUGGAAUGUUGAUGAAUACAAUCUCACCGAGAUCAAUGUGAAAGAAGAUCGUGUUUGGAGGCCCGAUAUUGUCAUCUCUUCAUCAGUGUCGAGCUCGUCUCCUUUGGAUGCAAAUGAGCGCUAUGUGAAUUUGGAAAGUGAUGGCACGGUAACAGAAAGCAUGUAUGGAAUGUAUGUUAAUGUGUGCCAAAUGCAGGUCGACGACUUUCCCUACGAUUCUCAAAACUGUGCCAUCAACAUAGGACCUUGGAACUACCGAAAAGAACAAGUGCAUAUCGCCACGGUUACACCCACAAAUUGGGAUUAUUACCUGGGUAAUAGUGAAUGGGAUCUGGAGAAUGCAACCUCAUCGGUGCACACAGAAGAGGACACCGAUGUCGCAUUUUACUACGAGGAAGCCGAAUUUAUAGUCAAAAUCAAGCGCCGUCCACAGUUUUACAUCUGGGUGCUUCUCAUUCCCACUUUCAUCAUCACGAUGGUCUCACUUUUUGGGCUUUUCAUUCCGACGAACACCAGUGGCGAAAGAGAGCAGAGAGUGAGCUUUUACUUU
This is a messenger RNA of Mesorhabditis belari, 2715 nucleotides long. The record is from the annotation of a GenBank genome assembly. Lineage: Eukaryota; Metazoa; Nematoda; Chromadorea; Rhabditida; Rhabditidae.